CCAUUCCAUGCAACACUAACUUUUAGAUUCCCUUUCCAUUGCACUGCUCUUUCUUUCUUUAGAAUUAGUCACUCCUGUUCUAGAUGAAGGUUCUCUCCCCAAUUCUUGCUUGCCUAGCGCUUGCUGUGGUGGCAAGUCAUGCUGCUCUCUCACCCGAGCAAUAUUGGAGCUAUAAGCUGCCAAAUACUCCAAUGCCAAAGGCUGUCAAAGAAAUUCUACAUCCAGAACUGAUGGAGGAGAAAAGUACCUCUGUAAAUGUAGGAGGUGGUGGUGUAAACGUCAAUACAGGAAAAGGGAAGCCAGCGGGUGGCACUCAUGUGAACGUUGGGCGCAAAGGAGUUGGAGUGAACACGGGUAAGCCAGGGGGUGGCACUCAUGUGAAUGUUGGAGGCAAAGGAGUUGGGGUGAACACUGGAAAGCCAGGAGGUGGCACCCAUGUGAACGUUGGAGGCAAAGGUGGAGGAGUAUCUGUACACACCGGACACAAGGGAAAGCCAGUAAAUGUUAAUGUGAGUCCGUUUCUUUACCAAUAUGCAGCCACUGAAACUCAAAUCCAUGACGAUCCGAAUGUGGCUCUUUUCUUUCUGGAAAAGGAUAUACACCCCGGGGCAACAAUGAGCCUGCAUUUCACUGAAAAUACAGAGAAAUCCGCUUUCUUACCUUAUCAAACUGCCCAAAAAAUACCGUUUUCAUCUAACGAGUUGCCAGAAAUUUUCAACAAGUUUUCAGUGAAACCUGGAUCAGUGAAGGCAGAGAUGAUGAAGAACACAAUUAAGGAGUGCGAACAGCCAGCGAUUGAAGGAGAGGAAAAAUAUUGUGCAACCUCACUGGAGUCAAUGAUUGACUACAGCAUUUCCAAACUAGGGAAAGUUGAUCAGGCAGUCUCAACAGAAGUGGAAAAACAAACCCCAACGCACAAGUAUACAAUAACAGCUGGAGUGCAGAAGAUGACAAAUGAUAAAGCUGUAGUGUGCCACAAGCAGAAUUAUGCAUAUGCUGUCUUCUAUUGUCAUAAAUCAGAAACAACAAGGGCUUACAUGGUUCCUUUAGAGGGUGCUGACGGAACAAAAGCCAAAGCAGUAGCAGUCUGUCACACAGAUACAUCAGCAUGGAACCCAAAGCAUUUGGCUUUUCAAGUCCUAAAAGUUGAGCCAGGAACCAUUCCUGUCUGCCAUUUCCUUCCUCGGGAUCACAUUGUUUGGGUCCCCAAGUAAAAGUCCUGAAGAGUAGACUCAUACACUAUAGUUUCAUCAUAGUGUGCAUUAAAACAGCUUAAAGCAAUAUCCAGUUUGUUCUAUAAUAAUAUACCCACGAGUUUAGUCAUGUAAAAUCUAUCCAUGAAUCAUGUUCUUAGUAAUGGAUAAAAUGAUAGUACUUUCUGUAUCACAAGGGUCUGGCGAUAAAUUUAUUAGUAUUUUAAGUAACUUUUCAG
This is a messenger RNA of Gossypium arboreum, 1432 nucleotides long. RefSeq names its product BURP domain protein RD22-like. NCBI's taxonomy places the organism in Eukaryota, Viridiplantae, Streptophyta, Magnoliopsida, Malvales, Malvaceae. The record is from RefSeq and is marked provisional.